This is a messenger RNA of Haliotis rubra (blacklip abalone), 1444 nucleotides long. RefSeq lists its product as uncharacterized. The transcript is spliced from 8 exons. The record is from RefSeq and is a predicted model, not a curated record. Lineage: Eukaryota; Metazoa; Mollusca; Gastropoda; Lepetellida; Haliotidae. The coding region runs from base 223 to 915 and encodes 230 amino acids.
CCUACUUUGGCAACCGGAAGUGUCGUGGUGGCGUCAGAGAGAUAUGGUUACGACGAACGUUGUCAUGAGUGGUGCUGGUUAUCAGACACUCACUGGCAUUUCUACUCCUUCCUUGUGCCUGUGAUAGUUCUAGUCGUGGCCCAGUUAAUUCUCUGCACAUUCAGUGUCAUCACUGUGCGGGGAUGGAAAGAGGAAUGGAGAUAUAAAGAUAGAAGGAAACAUAUGUUCACCGCCGGGAAGUGUGGCGUCCUGCAGGUCCUCCUGACCAUGUCGUGUGUGUCAGGAACCUUCAUUGAGCACAGUUCCAACACUCCCUUCUUGUACAUGUUCCUUCUUGUCGAGAUUAUUUUAGGAACGACAGUAUUCUGCUUUCUUGUCCUUAUGAAACGUCAGAUUCGUUUGUCCAUUAAGUACAUGUUGAACGGAUCUGAGAAGUCGGAAAUGACAAGGAAAUUUUCUUCGAGGUCUUUCAAAGCAUACAUGAUGCCAGAGAAAAUUGACGAGCAACAUGAGACUAUAGAGGAAAGCAUCCACAGACAUCAGAGUGAGAUCAACCGCAAUAAAUUCACGCGAGAACGUAAGAAGCAGUUAGAGCAUCUCCUUGGCAGCUCAUCCUCUGGUGGUUCCGCCUCAGCUUCCGGUUCCGGUUCUGCGUCGGACAAUAGCCGAGAGAGCCAGAUCCGGUUUGUGAUUACCCCUCACAGGGAAACCCCCGCGGAUUCUGGAAUAUCGGACAUUGACAUCAGUGAAAUAUGUUCCAUGAAGAACACUGUAGAUAUCCAUUACAUUUCCCCAGUCCCUGAAGAUCAGGAUGGAUGUGAUGCAGAUGUGGAUGAUGAUGUGGAUAGUCCUUCUGAGAUCCUGGUGUGUGCCUCCCGUAUGGCUGAUGGGUCUUUAGUGACUCUGCAUACAUGAUCCCUAACUUUACAUUCCAAUAACAGCAUGAGUGUGCAUAUCGUCGUCUUGUAUGUUUCCUAUUUUGUAUCCGGUGUCCGUCAAUAAUGGACUGUAACUUACUCAAUGGAACCUGCAUAAUUGUUUUAAUCCGCCUUUGCGACUUACCUACAUUCAUAAUGCAGCAUGGCUAAGUGAUGUGAAAGUGAUAGAUCCCCAUUCAUCAGGGACCGGGCAUUUGGGGAGGGGAACUGGAGAUCGGAGGAGGGGGGUAUUUUGAAAUUAUAAUGUUUGUUCAAGGUGAUAUUGACAAAAACGACUUUCUUUAUAAAUAUGUUCACUGCAUGUGCUAAAACAAAAUAUGUUGCCCGAAAAGGGUCGGCUCUUCCCACCAGAGAAAAAUAUAUGUGUUCCAGAAACAGACAGAAACAUUAGCAGUCCCUUGUCUAGCAAUCUCUCUCCGAUUUCCAAUACUUCCAGUUCCAAAACUUCAAUGGGCGUCCCUAAAUGGGUAAAUUGUAUAUAAGUUUAAACCAUUUUUAAUGUGCUC